AUGGUGGUAAAUUCAGUUUCUGGAAAGAAAGUAGCUGACAUCAAUGGACAAGCUGAGAAAUCUGCAAAGAGGAAGAGGAAGAAUCAGUACAGAGGGAGGGAUCAAGCUCCGAUAACUCCUGAGAUCUCUUCUGCAUUUAUCAAUAACAACAAUAGCACUGGUCUAUUCGUGGAGGAAGCUAAUCCAGCUAAGAAGCUCAAGUCCUUGGAUUUCGAGACACCUUACGACAACACUGAAUGGGACCCUUCACUUGCUUUCCUCAGCGGAGAUGAUGUGGUGGCUCAGGACAAUGGUGUAAACCCUAUGGAUCUGUGGAGCAUCGAUGAGAUUGAUUCUAGAUUGGACGAGUCUUCUGAAGAGAGAUCCAUUUUCAUGAUUUGCUGUUGCGGAAUGGUCAUAACAUAUGUUGACCGUGCAGGUGCUGCAGCCAUGGAAGAGCUUGUGCAGCAGACUCGCGAGGUUUUAGCGGGUAAGCCUCUGACUUGUAACAUCUUCAGUCAGCAGCUUUUAGGAAUUGCAAUCGGAGAGGAAUGCCUGGAAAGACAAUGGAACCACAGCAGGCUUCCAGUGUCUAGAAGAAAGAGAUUUGUUUGCGACGGCGUCAUAGAGCUGAGGGAGAAAAAGAGAAUUUCCCAACGGAGUUUGUGCAGGCCGUAUCACAUCGGAGUUCGGAGUGAGAAACUUCGUCGGUUUAUAUGGAUGUUUGGCGUGGGCUGA
This is a messenger RNA of Microthlaspi erraticum, 717 nucleotides long. The record is from the annotation of a GenBank genome assembly. Lineage: Eukaryota; Viridiplantae; Streptophyta; Magnoliopsida; Brassicales; Brassicaceae.